AUGGAAAAAUCACUACCCGCAGAGCAUCAUGAGGAUACCGAACCAGAGAAAGUCGUGAUCGAGUCUCCUUCGAGCGAAGAAGGCACCUAUACCGUCGACCCCAUCGAGUAUGAAAAGCGCAAUCGACGCCUCAACCGGCGGCUCGACAUUCGCAUCCUGCCCCUCUGCUGCUGGGUCUACCUGCUCAACUUUCUCGAUAGAGGCAACAUUGGCAAUUCUAAGGUGCUCAACUCGGAGACCGGGGAUGACCUGCUUCAGCAGACGCACAUGACGGCCCAUGGCUACGCCAUCACCGUCUCCCUCUUCUCGCUCGCCUACACAAUCUUUGAGGUUCCGAGCAACUAUGUCAUGAAGCAUUGGGUCCGUCCGUCGCUGUGGCUGGGGUUCCUCCUGUUUGCGUGGGGUGCAUUGACGAUCGGGUUUGCUGGUGUGCAGAACUAUGCGACGGUCGUGGUGUUGAGGUUCUUGAUCGGUGCCUUUGAGGCCGGUUUCUUCCCAGGUAUCGUCUACUUCAUCACGAUCUGGUACCGCUACAACGAGCGCGCCGUCCGCAUCGCCUGCGUCGUCGCCUUCUGCAACCUCGCCGGCGCCUUCGGAGGCGCGAUCGCCUACGGGGUGGGCCACGUCAACGGCUCGGCCGGCCUCGAAGGGUUCAGGUGGCUCUUCAUCAUCGAGGGCAUCAUCACGCUGGUCUCGGCCUCGUUCCUGUUCUUCCUCCCCGACUAUCCCGCCCGGGCCAAGUUUCUGAACGAGUCGGACAAGCGCUUCGCCGAGGACCGGUUGAAGGAACGAGGGGGUGGCUAUCUCAGGAGCCACGCCUCGAGAAAGGAAGUGCUCGAGACCUUCUUCAGUCCGAGGAUGUUGGCGCAUUAUAUCGCAUACAUCGCCGACGUCGUCCCCCAAGGGUCAUUCACAUUCUUCACGCCAACCAUCGUCAACGGGCUCGGCUACACGUCGAUCCACGCACAGCUGCUGACGGUGCCGCCGUGGUGCGUGGGCUUCGUCGUGGCCAUCACGCUGUCCUACUCGGCAGACCACUUCAACGCGCGGGGCGUGCACAUCACGAUCGCGUCACUGGUCGGCGCCGCGGGGUGGCUGGCCGCGGGCCUGCUGCCGCCGGAUGCCUACACGUCGCGGUAUGGGUGUCUGUGCCUGGCGGCGUGCGGGGCGUUCCCCGUCGCGCCGUCCAUGGCCAACUGGGUCGCGUGCAACACGCCUUCGCUGCUGACCAUCCCCUUCGCCAUCGCCCUCAACAACAGCUCCGCUGGCAUCGGCCAGAUCAUCGCCCAAUGGAUCUGGAAGGCCGACGAGGCCCACAAGGGCUAUCCCACGGGCAACUUUGUCUGCGCCGGCUGCGGCUUCUUCGUCGCCGCCAUGACCGCCGGCCUGAGGCUGUGGUACGGCCGCAUGAACAAGAAUGGGGUGAGGGACGCCAGUGGAGCAGAGCGGAUCUGGGUCCUGUAA
This is a messenger RNA of Fonsecaea nubica, 1464 nucleotides long. RefSeq lists its product as hypothetical. Gene Ontology annotation, biological process: transmembrane transport. Lineage: Eukaryota; Fungi; Ascomycota; Eurotiomycetes; Chaetothyriales; Herpotrichiellaceae. Gene Ontology annotation, molecular function: transmembrane transporter activity. The transcript has 4 exons. The record is from RefSeq and is a predicted model, not a curated record. Gene Ontology annotation, cellular component: membrane. The coding region runs from base 1 to 1464 and encodes 487 amino acids.